GAUGAGAGUGACAGACUUCCAUUCCCCAACGAUGAGAAUGACUUCAGCCUUCCUGAUGGAGAAUUCUCAGAUUUGCUUGACGAAAGGAGUAAGCCAGACCUUAAAGACGAUGAGAAGGAAAGCCGUGGUCGUGGGAGACCCCCCAAAAAAGAAAAAGAGAGGAGUGAUGAAGGCUCUCGACCAGACAGAAUCCGCGAUAUCAGAGAUGAUGACGAUGAAACUCCCAGAAGACCAGUAAGUUGUCAUGCAGCUACAAGAUAUAUUAUAGUACUGAUGGAAAUUUGUCAUAAGUAGAGGUCUUUUUUGACCACUGUUCCUUGGAGUGCUUGGUCCUCUUGGAAAGAGAACAUCUGUUCAAAGUGUAAUCCCUGUCAGCAAUGUCCUUGUUAUGUAUGUUCUGGGCAUUCAAAUCUGGAUGGCUGUAUCAGUGUACACGUGUUGUACUCGUGCUUGUCAUUUAUGUAUGUCGUUGUGGUCUUCCUGUAUGGUAUUAAAUGUAAAAGCAAGAGUGGUAAUAUUUGUAGUGUGUAGUUGUACAAUGAAUUGUAAAAUUACAGAGGGAAUGAAUUCUAAAGUAAAUCAUGAAAAGAGGAACAAAUGGUGAAUUGUAAAAUUACAGAGGGAAUGAAUUCUAAAGUAAAUCAUGAAAAAGGGAACAAAUGGCAAAUGCAGUGAGUGCUAUUUGGUUGAAUCAUUUGACUGUUAGAGUGAUCCUCAUAAUUACUGAAUGAAUUAUAGAACACUUGAAGUGGUCAAUGUCGAUGUAAAGAAAUUAAAAAGAAAAAAAAAUGUGAAGUGAGGAAAGAGAUAAGGAAAACUAGCGACGAUUUAAAAGCAAAGCAAAUUGAAAGGAAAUAUUUUUUAACCAGCCACAAAACAUUUCAACACUUCAAGGCUCAUACCAGUCUCCAUGGUUUUAAAGGAAUGGCAGGAUUGCAGUGUGGGUGCAACAUUUGCAUGUGAGUUUUGUGAAUAUUAAAAAAAAAUAAACAGUGAAUGUGGAAUCAACUUCAGUAAAUCUGUAAUAUGAGUAAAACAAAUCUCUCUGAAAAUGUCACUUAGAACUUGUAUCAGUAAGGAAAGAAAAAUCAUUAUCUAGACAAUACUGUUGGAAAUUUUAAACUUGACCCACUUACAGGGAAGUUUGUUGAGGACUACGCAACCUUCUAGAACAUUGCUGCAGUCUCACUCCCUGUUGUUGAUGGUUAGUAACCUAGAAUAAAGAUGAGGAUUUCUCUUUCCCUUUUGGCUUGAAAAUGGAGUGCUUUUCAAGAAAAUACCAUGCUUUAAGAAUUCUACAUAUCUAAGACAUGGCAUGUGGCAGUAGUUGAAAAAAUGAAUGCUUAAUGGAGGUGUCUUUAGCAUGCAAUGAUAUAUGAAGUAUUUGCACAAAAUAGGUCGUUGGGCAGGUUCAGAAGCUGUAGAUGACGUACUUUGAAGCUGGAACUAUAUCUGGAAGAAGAAGAAAUAAUGAAAUUUUACAAGCAUUAGUUCAAGCAUUUGUGAAUGAAUGAGUUAUUAUUAGUAUUAGCUGGUCUUUGUUAAUAAACUACACUGUAAUAGUGAAAUCAGAAGAAUAAGCGAGUGAAAAAGAAGAAUGCAAAGAACUGAAAGAUAAAGUAAGGAAAUAGAAAAGAUUUGUUACCAAAUUGUUUGGUUUGAUUAAAAAUGUGCUGCUACUAUUUUAGUCUAUGGGUCUGAAUUUUGAUUUGUUCAUCAAGAUGAAUCUGCUGUACACAAUGCCAUUGUUUUUUGUGGCUCUUGUGAUUAUGAAAUGGAACUGAAUCUGACUUUAUUUGAUUAAUGCUUCAAGAUGAAAGAGAAGUUUGGACUUGAGGGGUCUACCCAUUUCCCAUCCCAAACUUGCUAUGAAUGCAGACAAGGAAUAUUUGCUCCACACUUUGCUGCCAUUACUUAUUUAAUCACUGUAAUUUAAUUUUAAUAUCUUCAAUUUUAUUUUAGGUUGGUUAAACUGUAGUUAUAUAGUCAAAGUACAUAUAAGGUAUGAACGAAUAUGUGAAACUGUACUGGGUAUGUAGUGUUGGAUCUAAAUGGAAUGUGGGAUCCGAACCUGUUCAUAGGUAGAGGUGUUCUCAAUUCCUAUAGCAUAUUCCUACUUGUUUCUUGCUUUGAAGGUGAUUCAUAGAUAAAACCAUUCUUUUCAGUGUAGAUAUUGGACAGUUGUGUCAAGAAUUAGCUUUUUUUUUUUAUUCAUGACUGUUAUAUUUAUUAAUUUUGAUUGUCAUGGAUUUGUGUAUGUUUUAUUGUUAUGUAUAUUAUGUUAAAUAGUCUACUUAACACCACAGUUCAUACUGGGAUAAUUUAGUUUUCUUGUGAAGGCUGCAGCUGGGAAUUGCAACUUGCUUAGGAAAUUUUUAGUUGACUGUACGUAAAUUUGGAUGUGGUAGUACUAACUACUAAAUUAUUUACUUUAGUUAUAAAAAUAUUUUAAUCAAACCGCUGAGCUGCUUUUUUUUUAUAAUGAUAUUGAGUUAAGGUAUUGUCCUUUGGGAUGUGAUGCAUUUUCUAGCCAAGCGCUUGAUCCAAAUGCCCUGCUUGCAAGUGUCUUUGUGUGUUUUGUGGCUUGCAGUGCAAGCUGUGCUGUGUGUAAACCCUGUACUACCUCCAGUACCAUAAUGUUGGAAGUUUUGAGGCUCCUGGUUCUACGCAAUACUGUAGUGCUUCUUUUUAUCCUUUUACCAGGGAUGAAUUUGCUAUAAAGAAUAAAUAUGUAUAUUUGAGUUCCCUGAAUAGUCAAAGAACUCACAAGACCAGCCUUAGCUUUGUUAGUAGAGAAAAUGACUGAUUGUAUUUCUUAUGGUAAUAUUUUUUCUGGUAUUGCAUAGUUGUGCAGAGUAAUACUGAAAGGCAGCAUCCUGAGGAAGCUACUGUGGCCGAAAGCAUGUUGAUAGUCAGUCUCUUUCCCUCCUUGUGAAAGUAAAUUUGAGUUUCCUUACUAGACAAUACUAUUACCCCCACAAAUAUCUUUCCUUCAGUUUCUUUUGAAGAGAAGGAAGAUAAGCUUCCCACUGCAAAGCAGUUUAAAUUGAAAUAAACUGCCCUUCUGUUAUUAAAAGGUGCAAAAUUUGUUACCCCAGUGCCUAUAGCCUAGCAUACACUGAUAGAAUUGUUCAAGGUUUUUACUUGUUUUCACAUAUCCUGCAUUUAAACUCCCUCAGAACUGUCAAGUAAGGUAUUUCAUUUGUGAUCAGUUUAUUUUUGGGCUUUAUGCAAAUUAUAUAUUGCUGACCAGCUGCUAGUUUUGUAAGAGAAAGCUAGAGAAUGAGCAAAGUAUUGCCCUUGCCUAGGCUAGGCCAGUAUGAAAAAAGUUCUAUUUAUUAUGACUCAUAAUUUUCAUUCUUUUGAAAAAAGCCAAAAGGCAGUACGUACAUAUAUGUAACUAGUAAGCCUCCACAGAAUCAAAUGCCCACAUGAAAAAAAAAAGGUUUGAUAGCUGCAGAAGUCUUGCUUUGUUAAUUCUAACCCAUGAUGACCUGGCAGUGGCAGCUUCAGAUAGUAGCACAAAUCUUUAUGCCAGCUGUGCAGAUCAUAAGUGAAAGGAGUCAGUCCUCCCCAGCAAUCCCAUGAAUGGAAAGAAAAGUUGAACCAUGUCACAAUUUAUGAUUUCCACGAAAGGACAAACGAACCUAGCCAAUGUACAGUACUACAAUAGGCAGGAAUAUAUAGAAAGUGGGAAGAUGAUUACCACAGCUGGUAUGGGAGGAAGAAAAUGAAAAUGCCCGGGAUGAAAGUCUCAAGAGAUGAAGGAUCAGGGAGAGCUGUGGUGUUGGUGAACAGAGGUGAAGGUGAGGCAUGAUAGACAAUUAUUAUUAUGCACACUAUGAUCAGUAUGUAAUGCUUGAUGGAAUGAAAUAUAGAAUUUAGGCCAAAGGCCAAGCACUGGGACCUAUGAGGUCAUUCAGUGCUGAAACGGAUUGGUAGUUGAAAGGUGUAACAAGAGGAAAACCUUUUAGUUGUACUAUAAAACAAAUGUUAAGAGGUUGGAUAGCAAGAUGGAAGAAAGAGAAUAUGAACAAAGUCACAGUAAAAGAAAUGAAAGGGGGUUGCAGCUAGGGACCGAUAGAAUGCUGCAGUGAACCUUAAGUAGUGCCUACAGUGCACUGCAUGAGGUGAACUGACAGCACUAAACCCCCCUACGGGGUGUAAUGCUUGAUGGAGUCAGUAAAAGAAAAAAAGGGAGGGAUAUAAAAGUGAACUACAACCUCCUAGAGAGGUGUUUUGUUGAUACUUAUGGUCUGCAAGAUUACUGGUGGCAGUGUGGAAUUUAUGAUGAUGUGUACAAGGAUGUUCUUAUUCAUUUUUAUUUUUUUUUAUGAAGAAUAAGCCUAGUCAUUCUAGCCUCUGGUUUAAACCCAGUACUAAUCUCAGGUGUUACAUGCUCAUAGCUCCAUCCUUUGAGGAUUGUCAUCUGCCACUGCCACUCUUUGAAGAGCAAAAGCCUCAGCAUUAGGAAACAGUUCAGUCCUAACUAUAGUAUUUCUGCAUUCCCCAAUAAUAUCCAUAGGUAUUGUGCUUAAUACAUGAUAAUUUUUGCCUUGCAUAUGUGCAGUUGUUGUCUUGGCCUACUGUUCUAGUUAUCAAAUAGCCAGUCUUAUUCUGCCAUUAUUGAAAAUACAGUUUGUAGGUUUCAGGUAUUUUAGAAGUGCCAUAAAAGCAUCUAAGAAUUUGUGGUAGUGUUUUUGACACUAAGAACAUGGUUAAACUGUCCCUAUAAACAAUACUAUGAAUUUAGGGUAUGUUUCUCUUAUUGUUUUGGAGUAGUAUGUUCUUCCAGAGUUCUGUAUUGUGAGAAUUUGAUUCAUGUUAAUAAGGAGAGCCUUCUUAUUUUAUGUUUAGUUUGACCAAAAUUGACAUUUAUAGAAGUACCUCUUUUCAGUAAUGAUGUAACUGUGAUUGCUGAAGGGUCGUUUCUUUAACUAGGAUGCUUAUUUCAAAAUUAUUUUCAACAAACAUCAGUUUAGAAGUACCUCUUUUCAGUAAUGAUGUAACUGUGAUUGCUGAAGGGUCGUUUCUUUAACUAGGAUGCUUAUUUCAAAAUUAUUUUCAACAAACAUCAGUUAGACAUGCUGCCUUUCUUAGAGAAAGUGAAGUGCAUAGCAAACUUACAUGUACAUGAGGCACAUUGUGGGAAGAAGACAAAUUAGAGUUUACAAUGUAUACUCUGAUGAAUGGGCAGGGGAAAAUUGGUUCGGUAUACUUUAUCUUUGUAGUAAUUUACUGUACUGUAUAUACAUGUAGUGAAAUUGUUAACAAGUUCAUUCAGUGUUGCACAUUUGUUUGCAAGUGGUCGAGACAACCAUUUUUUUUCAUAAAAUUUCCAAGAAUAUUGCUACUUUAAUGUAAUUUUAGGUUUUUGUGUAAAUUCAGGUAUAUAAGCAGCGUAAAGCUUCUGUAAAUACUAUGCUCUUCUACCAUGUAUGCAUGUGGAAGUAAGUGUCGUGCAGAUUUCUGAUAUCUGUAUUGGCUACUUUCAUAUUCACUAUAUAUGCAUAUUGAAGGUGCUUCAUGGAAGACUAAACUCCAUUACAGAAAUUGUAAUUUUUUUCUUUUGCAUGAAGUAGUAUAGUUUUUUCUUUGAUGACUUAUUUACUUUUCUUGAAAAUGUUAAAUUGUCAGGAUGAAGAGACUGGCAACCAGUAGGUAUCGGAUUCUGUGAAUGGGACAGGAACAUACCUUUGAGUUUUGAAUAACUGACACAUACAUGUUGUUGAGGUAGGUCAAGAUUUGCUUGUUGUUGAAGUGGAUCUUUGGCCGUUUUGAGUUAUGAUACAUUUCAAACAUUUUAAUAAUUUCGAAUUGUUGGAUGUCUUAAUAUUUGUAAUAGGUACUGCUCUAAUUUUUUAAAAUCUAGACUUACAAUCUGAGAUUCCAGGAAGAAGCAUCUUUCAUCUGUUUAUAGAUUUGUGUUUUAUACGUAUACCAUUUUGGCGAGUGUACAUAAAAAUUUGUAUAUGGAUGUAAAUAAAAUGUACAAUUUUA
Messenger RNA from Macrobrachium nipponense, 6000 nucleotides. It is a transcript of the gene MrgBP, whose product is annotated as MRG/MORF4L-binding protein-like. NCBI's taxonomy places the organism in Eukaryota, Metazoa, Arthropoda, Malacostraca, Decapoda, Palaemonidae. Gene Ontology annotation, cellular component: NuA4 histone acetyltransferase complex; nucleus. Gene Ontology annotation, biological process: regulation of transcription by RNA polymerase II. The record is from RefSeq and is a predicted model, not a curated record.